Messenger RNA from Ceratotherium simum simum (southern white rhinoceros), 1504 nucleotides. Lineage: Eukaryota; Metazoa; Chordata; Mammalia; Perissodactyla; Rhinocerotidae. The record is from RefSeq and is a predicted model, not a curated record.
UGUAACAAAACCCAGACCCCCAGGUCCGGGCCAAUGGAGGCGAUUUAGACUGGAGCGGGACCGCGUCUGUCAAAAGCCCGACUCGGCAGCAGCGGCGGAGUCCAGAAGCAGAGCUGGAGCUGCCGCGCUGCCUCCCCGCCCCCGCCGGGAUUUAUUGAGUAUUUGGACUGGACAAUUAAGUGGCCCUGAUGAUGUUACCAAGCCCGGUCACCUCCACCCCUUUCUCAGUCAAAGAUAUUUUGAAUCUGGAGCAGCAGCAGCAACAGCACUUCCACGGUGCGCACUUGCAGGCGGACUUGGAGCACCACUUCCACUCGGCGCCCUGCAUGCUGGCCGCCGCGGAAGGGACGCAGUUUUCUGACGGAGGGGAGGAGGACGAGGAAGAAGAGGGUGAGAAACUGUCCUAUUUGAACUCACUAGCCACAGCCGAUGGCCACGGGGAUUCGGGGCUCUGUCCCCAGAGCUAUGUCCACACGGUUCUGCGAGACUCGUGCAGCGGGCCUAAGGAACAUGAAGAGGAGCCCGAGGUCGUGAGGGACCGGAGCCAAAAAAGCUGCCCGCUGAAGAAGCCUCUGGAGGCGGCCGGAGACUGUAAGGCGGCGGAGGAGAGCGAGAGGCCGAAGCCACGCAGCCGGCGGAAGCCCCGGGUCCUCUUCUCACAAGCCCAGGUCUUCGAGCUGGAACGCAGGUUCAAGCAGCAGCGGUACCUGUCGGCGCCCGAGCGCGAGCACCUCGCCAGCAGCCUGAAGCUCACGUCCACGCAGGUGAAGAUCUGGUUCCAGAAUCGCAGGUACAAGUGCAAGAGACAACGGCAGGACAAGUCUCUGGAGCUCGGCGCGCACGCGCCCCCGCCACCCCCGCGCCGCGUGGCCGUGCCGGUGCUGGUGCGGGACGGCAAGCCGUGUGUCACGCCAGGCGCGCAACCCUACGGCGCGCCCUACAGCGUGGGCGCGGGCGCCUACUCUUACAACAGCUUCCCCGCCUACGGCGGCCCCUUUGUGAACGUGAGCAACCUGGGCGGCUUCGGCAGCGGUGGGGGCGCGCAGCCGUUGCACCAGGGUGCCGCGGCUGGGGCCGCGUGCGCGCAGGGCACCUUGCAGGGCAUCCGGGCCUGGUAGGAACCGGGCGGGUCACGCGGCGGGCGCCCCACCGCAGCCUGGCGCCGCGGGACUGAAGCGCGAGAAAGGCUGGAUCCAAGGGCCAGGUCCCCUCGUUAAAAAAUAUAUACACGUCUCGCUCCCCAGGGCCGCGGAGCGCCACUCACACGAGGCCUGGGGAAGGGGGCUCAGGGGCGAGGAGGAUGCCCGGGACCGCUCUCGGAGACUGUCUUUGAGGCAGAAACGCUGGCUGGGUUCCGGGGUGGACGAUGGCCCCGACCCUGGCCCCGAAGGGAGUGCGAGAGGCUGGGACUCUGGCUGCCGCUUGGUUCUCCCAGAGCCAGAAGGGCUUCUCUCCCUCCGCUUUCCCGCGGCCUCCAAGAAGCAUUGACGAAGAACCCAAGGAC